Messenger RNA from Myripristis murdjan (pinecone soldierfish), 2228 nucleotides. RefSeq names its product ankyrin repeat and SOCS box containing 11 (gene asb11). Bases 38 to 922 code for a protein of 294 amino acids. The record is from RefSeq and is a predicted model, not a curated record. The transcript is spliced from 7 exons. Gene Ontology annotation, molecular function: protein binding. Gene Ontology annotation, biological process: protein ubiquitination; positive regulation of protein catabolic process. Lineage: Eukaryota; Metazoa; Chordata; Actinopteri; Holocentriformes; Holocentridae.
GGAAGAGAGAGGAGUCUGCUACUGUUUUGUUUUCAUCAUGGCUGUUGUUCAAACAGAGGUCGCUCCGUGCUCCCAACCUUGGCUGAGGCCUUUCCACAUCUAUGGCGGGCUGGCGUGCAACUCCCUCAUGGCUGACUCCUGGUCAGACAGGACUCCUCUCCAUGAAGCAGCCUACCAGGGCAGACUGCUCAACGUGAGAACCCUCAUUGCUCAGGGCUUCCAUGUGGACAUGAUGACCGUGGACAGAGUGUCUCCUCUGCAUGAGGCAUGUCUGGGCGGCCGUUACGCCUGUGCCAAGUUUCUAGUGGAUCAUGGUGCAAAUGUGGACACAGUAUCAACAGAUGGCGCCACACCUCUAUUCAACGCUUGCAGCAGCGGGAGUGCCGCUUGUGUCAGGCUGAUCUUGCAGCACAGCUCCUCCGUCCACACUACAUACCAUCUGGCAUCACCCAUUCAUGAAGCUGCAAAGAAAGGUCACAGAGAGUGUCUAGAGCUGUUGCUGUCCCAUGGAGCUCACAUUGACCUGGAGCUGCCAGGCGUGGGGACACCGCUGUACUCUGCCUGUGUGGCCCAGGCCACAGAGUGUGUGGAGAGGCUGCUGCACUCAGGAGCAGAUGUUCGGCUGGGGUGUGGGCAGGACAGCCCGUUACACGCUGCGGUUCGAGGAGGUGGAGCCGAUGUGGUGGAGCUGCUGAUGGAUUACGGGGCUGAUGGGAGUUGUAGGAACGCAGAAGGAAAGACUCCUCUGGAUUUGGCAGCACCAAACAGCACAGUGAGGACUGUACUGCAGAAAAGAGGCCCCUGCUCUCUGUCUCAGCAGUGUCGGCUCUCCAUUCGUCGUAGUCUGGGACGGAGCCGCCUCCACAGAGCCUCCAGCCUCUUCCUUCCUCACAGUCUGACGGAGUUCCUUCUCUUCCAGUGAGACUCCUCCACUCUGCCUUGCAUGACCAUCUGUGUUUUUGCCUGGGUGCCUCAUACACUAGUUUGUGUCUUACAUAUUUGCAGUGUCACUUACCAAGGGCUGAAAAAGACAAAGGGAGCAGACACAUACCCAUAAUUCAGAUGCAAAAAAUGUUAUUAUCCAAAGGGAUGCCGGCGUUUCAACAUCUUGUUAGGAGAACUGAGUCAGACCCGUUUCUUAAUCAUUUUAAAUGGGUCAUGUGCUGUCUAGUUGCUAGACAGCUGCCAGUGAUCACAUAGUCCAUUAAUUUGAAAUUACCACACAAAAAUAUACACUCUGGAAAAGUCGCAUAUUGCAGUCACAAGACCUCAGAGUUUUCUAUAUUACACAAUACUUGCCCAGAAUAUACACUUUGCUAAGUAUCUCAGCAUCUGUAUGAGCUUAACAUUGUACUGCUCUUUGAUGUUUGCAGUAUAAUGUUUUAUUUCUAUGUGUAAUCUUCAUUUAUUAGCCCAUGUAAUCACCAGCAUCUGUCUUGUCAUGUCUAAAAGGGUUAAGGGCCAGGUCUGACUAGAUGGCCCUGACAAAGACUUCUUUGCUGGUUUCCAUCAGAAUAAUGAGUUUCACAUGAGAGCUGCAGGUGUGCAAUUACAUUCUUCAUCUUUCUGAGUCCUUUCUUCUGUGAAGCUGCUCCUGAACAAGGAGGAUUAUGUAGGUGCCUCUACACCUCCUCUAGGAAUGAGAAAAGGGUUUUAUUAGUUUUGUUUUGUCAAUUACUGCUGUUUUUUAAUUACUAUAAUAACAUUAGGGUUACUAAUUUAAGCCUUGUAAAGCUGACUCUAAGAAAAUAUUGCGGACACAAACAUAACAAGUUAGAGCUGGUGAGUCAAGUCACAUUUAUACUGUGUUCAUUCAAACCAGCUUCACCAAUGAAUGUAAUGUAUUUUUAUACUUUUAAUAAAAUGUUUAAUGAGUUUUCCAUUGUACUAGAAUGCAUAUAAGGCGCUAACACUGUGAUAUUAUGUGAUAUCAUGCAGUAGCAAGUGAUACUCAUUUCACAAUGGAGGCAAUAAAAAGAGCACAAAGCUGGAUUUCAUGACUGUUUUAAGCAGCUACAGUGGCUCUGUAAUGGCUUAGGACACACAGAAAGACACCAAGGUGGAAUAACAUUUGUCAAAACAGACACACACAGUGCUAUUAAGGAGGAAAAACUGAGUAUAUAAUAUUCCAUAAUAUAUCAUAUUCACACUGAAGGUCACCCACAAGCUUGAUCACCUGGACACACCGUUACCCAAACAAUAGGAAAUAAAUAAAACAAAAUAAAAUA